Messenger RNA from Paramuricea clavata, 4560 nucleotides. NCBI's taxonomy places the organism in Eukaryota, Metazoa, Cnidaria, Anthozoa, Malacalcyonacea, Plexauridae. The record is from the annotation of a GenBank genome assembly.
CGCGAGGCAAGUUUAAAAUUUCGCUUUGUGUCAGCAAGCUUCACAUUUGCACAAGUACUCGAAGAGAGAAGUUUGUCUCAAAAGAUUGUUGUUUAAUCAAGCUAAAUUUAAGGUAAGAAUCUUUAGUCUUUUACUGUGAAUUUGCUUUAGCCUUCGUCAAUCGAAGGGUGACUUAUAUAUGUUUUUGAAACGCGACUAAAUUCAUGAACCGUUCGCUAAUAGAAUUCGUUCAAAUAUUUUUUUCUGCAUGACUAGUCACCACGUGUAUUGUACGGGCUUUCAAACUUUUAGCUAUUUCGUAACGUUUUCGAUAAAAUCUUGUAGCAUUUAACUUCAGAAUCCUUCUCUCUUGUCUUCCUAUAACUUAUAUUUCUUUUCUUCCAAUUUUAGGCCAGAAAGUUCCGCGAGAAAUUCGCUCAAGCCUAGACUGGCCACGGGGCCAUGCGGGGAUAUAUAACCAGGUAUAUAUAUGUAAUAUUUCUCUACAAAUAUUUGUCGCAAACUAGAAUUAACGCUUGCUUUUAAGAAUUGUUAAGUAUCCUGGUAGAUUUAUAGUCAUCUUAAUAGUCUAAAUUUUGGUCAACCUUUACUCAAGAUAAUACCUAAAAUAAAAGCUGUAUGCUUUACUCAAACGAUUUGGUUGCACUUCAUCUGUACUGUACAGUUUGUCCACAAUUUCGUACGAUAUUUUUGCGACUUCUUAUAGUCGAAAAUUCUGAAAUUAAUUUGGUAUUUCUUUGAGCUUAUUAACAAUUCUGAAACGAUUCCGUUCGCUUAUUAACAAUUCUGAAACGAAUUAAUAAAUAUUAAUAUUGAAUUUUGCUGUAAAAUUCUUCCAUACGAGUAUACGCGUUCAAUUAUUGAUGUGUUUUUUAUUUUUCUUUCAGGUGCAAAAUUUAAUGAAGUGAAAUGACCCGCAAAAAUGAUAACCUUUCAACAUGCAUGAGUAAGUACAGUUUAAUGCAUAUGUCAUGAUAGUUUCGCCUCAGUCGCAUUUGAGAAUAAUUAUUCCAGCUUCAAAUUCAGGUACUCCGAAUUCAUGUCGUAACACACAGCCAUGCAGGUGUUAUGCAUUUCUGCAAGCCUUACGUAAUAUUUUUUUGUUAUGUACGUAUAAACACGCGUUCAGAACUAAUUCUGAUUACAUUCAAAUUUGUAUUUUUUGACACGUUUCUCAAAAAACGUAGUGCUUUAUAUGUAAAACAAUGCUAAAAUGAAGAGAUUUUAAAUGGUAUGCCAAAGAGAAAAUGAUGUCUGAAGUUCAGUAUAUAAGUUUUGCUCGUAUAUUGGUGUAAACAUGGCGUCACUUUUAAAGCAUCAUUGCUAAUUGUAUUUCAUUUUACUUUUCAGGUUGAAAGGAGGAAACCCGCGCUUGGGCGGACAAUGAUUUUUUUACCUGCACAUUUUCAAUUUUGAGCCGAUUUUUUCAUACUUAGUCGUCGUCAGGACGCAACAUUUCAGAGACAAGGAGACGAGAAGAGCGCAGCUCGUCUGCCUUCAUUUCAAAACUCGCACAUCCAAAAUUUAAGUGUCUGGAAACAUGUUCAGGACUCUCUUAUAGGGCUAGUUUAGGAUGUUAUGACAAACGAGCGUGAUGAACAUGUCAGAUCGAGUUAGUUAGGACUCAAUGCGUGAGAUAAACGCUUAGCCAGUCCCCCUCAGUAUCUGCCCAAAACAUGUUUGCACAUUUUAUGUUUGUUCAAUGCUCAAUGUGGAGCACUUUGGAAAAGAAGAAGAUUAAUGGUGGACGAAGAUUCACAAGGUAUUGUAUUGUGUUCUAUAUAUUUAUAUUUAUCAUUCAGGGUUUCUAAAUAAAGUUAGUGAUCCUCUAGAAAGUUAGUAGUUUAGUUAAGUCUUAACCACACAAUUGCACUAUACUUAUUUAUGUUUUAUUUUGUUGUUUUAGAAAACGGAAGCCUUUAUGAUGGGAUGUCUCUUACGAAUGCGAAUGCAAGUUGGCGUAAGCUGAUGAGAUUGAUGACUCAAGCAUUUUCCCAGAGCUUCAGUAAUGAAAUAGGUUUGCCCGGAUUUAGUCGUGCAUCGCAGAUUGUUUCUGGGUACUCCAGAUUGAAACAAACACCACAGAUUUUCGCCGGGUACUCCGGAUUGAUUAAACACUGCAGGGUUUUUUGAGGUGACGUCAGCAGUGAUUUGUGGUGACGUCAGCAGUGAUUUGAGGUAGUUAGACUUCAAUGAGGUAUGAAUGCUGAAACCAUUCUGGGAAAACGCUUGCUCGACGAACGAGAUGCCGAAUCCCGUGUACAAAUUCUCCAUGAUCUGAAAGUUGUGGUAGUGUAGGUCUGUGUGAGCAGUCCAGUGAUUUUCCAGCUUAGUUUCUACAACUAGAGCAUGCGCGGAACGGUUGAUAGCGAUGUUGAUUUCAUGUGAUUUCCCGCGAGUUGUCCCUGCCCUCAGAUUUGAUGGAGAAGUACGUUGGAAAGGCGCCUUCCUAUACGCGUGCUUUUUGUUCGAGUCUGGUGGAAGGGGCAUUUCAACCGGAAGCCUCGGGAAAUCGAUAUAGCUAUCAAUCGUUCUGCGCAUGCUCCAGUUGAAGAAACUAAGCUGGAAAAUCACUGGACUUCUCACACAGACCUACAACUACCGCAAACUUUAGAUCACUGAGAACUUGUAUGCAGGAUUAGACCUUCCGUUCUUCGUCCAAGCGUUCUGCUAGAAUGUUUUCAGUAUCGAUUCUUCAACAAGGUCUAGCUGCUUUAAACUACUACUGACGUUGUUGCUUAGAUGUCUGUAUUUGUACCCAGACUCGCUUGCUCACAGCACGCAUAAAUACUUGGCCGGCUUCUGGUGGAAAUCAACUUGAGUUGACAGCCUCGAUUUCUUCGGAAACUUUGCGCUUGCAUAAGAAAGAGUACCCAUGGCAAUCCACUCCGAUGACGACGUCCGACACCAGACGACGCUGAAUCUACGAUGAGUAAAAUUACGGUUUGACUACUAACUCCCUGUAAAUCUUUGAAGCUGUAUAUAUUGCUAUGUUAGAACGCGUGCUCAGAAUCCUGUGUAAAGUAGUUCUAUUUAUUAUUUAUCGUAGUCGGAAUUCUGGCUACUAAUUACCCUGGUGCUUUUAUUCCGGUAUAUUUGGGUUGGCUAUGUUGCGACGCAUGCGCGCUAAAACAUGGUCUAAAACUUGCGAGGUAUUUCAUGAUGUUUAGUUGUUUUUUACUUUGCGACUUUGUACUUUACUUGCGUUGCGUUUCCUCAGCGUCUAACCGUAGCUGAUCCAAUUUGAUGCAUGGUUUUUGCUUGGUCUGUGCAUGGUGUUUGCAUGGUCUGUGCAUGGUGUUUGCAUGGUUUUUGGCAUGGUUUUUGCAUGGUCUGUGCAUGGUCUGUGCAUGGUUUUUGCAUGGUUUUUUGCAUGGUUUUCGGCAUGGUUUUUGCAUGGUUUUGGCAUGUUCUCUGCAUGGUUUUUGCAUGGUCGGUGCAUGAUAUAACUACAAAGCACUAAGUACAUCACAUCGAUUUCAAAAUGAAAUAUAUGUAUGUCUUAGUCUUUGGAGUUUUGAUCCAUUGGGAAAUUACGCUUAAAUUACUGAUUAUUAAAAAUGCUUGAAAUUUUACCUACUCUUUCGUGUGUGUCAAAAACACUUCGCAAAAAAUUUUAUUUGGAAAAAAUUUGUUUCUUGUAUCGCUCCGACUCGAGAAUCCAAGCGUAGUUUUCUAAUAGGCGUUGCGAAGCGUUUGGUUUUCGUGCUAAAGUCACUAGAAAAGGCUAAGUUCAUAAAUACUUUGUCCGUUGUUAAACACACCAUCAAAUGUAUGCGCGGGAACAUGUAUCUGUGAUUGUGAACUUGGUUGUGUGCUGCAUAUACUAAUGAGGUCUUCGCGCUUUAUUCUAAUAAUGGUAGUUAGUUCUCCACGAAUUCGUAUGGAUUCGUAUAUCGUCUUAAAGAUUUAUAAAUAAACGAAUUUUUCAGGCAAAUGUUCGCAAUUUGCAAAAAAUUGUUCUGGAGAUGGACACACACUAAAAAAAAGAAAAAAGAAAAAAAUAUUAAAAAAGAGGAAAAUAAAAAAAUGAAAUACGACGCUGCCUCGCAGAUUAGGCGUGCACGUGGAACCUGGUUCGCAAUUUGUGAAGCUUGUUUGGCGUACCGCGCUGGAAAAAGUGCGUGGAAAAAAAAGCUUUAACCGCAAUAAAUGCAAUACAAAGUUUUUAUCUUUAUGCGCGUCUUUUUCGCGCUAGGCCGUUUUGUCCGUUUCGCCCUGACGGGUAUUAUAUUUCGAUAAUGCGACAAGAACGUUUUUGUCUUGAAAGUGAGUAUGCAUUAUUUUUCUUAUAAUAUCCCUGCUAGCGGGAUUUUUGCCCUCCCCGUGAAUAAAAUCGGUGCUAGCAGGGAUAUGUGUAUGUGCACUAACUUUUGCACCCAAUCUCUAGAUGGUCGCUUAAUCUCUGGUCGUGAGAUAGCAGAAGCUUUUUUCUUCAGGGCAUUCGGCAAAACUUAAGGUUGACGACGAUUUUUUUGACGGUAGCAAGAUGGCGACGUUUGUGCUAAUAGUAGGAUAGUAUAUUGCAGUAUUCUGCAUUAAUUCCGGCUGACAAUGGGC